UGUUUGGUUUGUCUUUUUAGGUGUUUGGUGUCUCCUUGUGGUUGUUUGGUGUAUCUUUGUAGUUAUGUAGCACACAGUCACUGUAACCAAACCCACAUCAGUCUCUGCUCAGCCUUUUGCAGCGACCUGCUGAACAUCUAGCAUUUAGCUUGAAGCAGAAUAUCAGAAUAUUUCUGAGGGUCAAAGGUGACAUCAAGAUUGAAGGACUCCUGACUAUGUUUAUUGUCUCAGUGAGGACUUUUCUUUAGGGGGUUUUAGGCGCUUCAUGUCUACAUGUUAGAGGUUUGUGAUGGAGGUUGAUCUCUGUUGUUCCCCAGCCAGCUGUUCAGGAUGUGGACCAGGAUACCGCAGUCCGCUGGACGCCAUGAAGGGUCCUCGGGAGGAGAUUGUCUACUUGCCCUGCAUCUACCGCGGCACCGAUGUCCUGAAACCCGACUAUCUGGCCACUGUUGACGUCGACCCAAAGUCACCAACCUACAGCCAGGUGAUCCACCGGCUGCCGAUGCCCAACCUUCGUGACGAGCUGCAUCACUCUGGCUGGAACGCCUGCAGCAGCUGCUUCGGAGAUGCCUCCAAGUCACGAAAUCGUCUGAUUCUGCCAUCACUGAUCUCCUCCAGAGUCUACGUGGUCGACGUAGGGACGAAUCCAAGAGCGCCCAAAAUCCACAAGAUGGUGGAGCCGGUCGAUCUGUUCUGGAAGUGCGGUCUGGCAAAUCCUCACACCAGCCACUGUCUGGGCAGCGGUCAGAUCAUGAUCAGCUGUAUGGGAGACCCAGAUGGGAACGGCAAAGGUGGGUUUGUUCUGCUGGAUGGCGAGACGUUCGAAGUUAUUGGUAACUGGGAGCACCCGGGGGAGGCGGCGCCAUUCGGUUAUGACUUUUGGUACCAGCCAAGACACAACGUGAUGAUCAGCACUGAGUGGGGGGCGCCCAAAGCUCUGGUCAACGGAUUUAACCUUGCUCACGUUAAAGAAGGCCUCUACGGCAGUUCCCUCCAUGUUUGGGACUGGACCACCCACAGGAAGCUGCAGACACUGGAGCUGGGUGAAGACGGCGCCAUUCCUCUGGAGGUCCGGUUCCUGCACGAGCCAAGUGCCACCGAGGGAUAUGUGGGAUGUGCUCUGAAGGGAACCGUCUUCCGGUUCUACAAAACACCAAAAGGUGACUGGGCUGCAGAGAAAGUCAUCAGUGUUCCCAGCAAGAAGGUGGAGGGAUGGAUGCUGCCAGAGAUGCCGAGUCUCAUCACAGACAUCCUGCUCUCAUUGGACGACCGUUUUCUCUACUUCAGUAACUGGCUGCAUGGUGACAUCAGACAGUAUGACAUCUCAGACCGGAGGAAACCUCGAUUAGUCGGCCAGGUGUUUCUGGGAGGAAGUCUUGUCAAUGACGGACCAGUCAGAGUCCUGGAGGAUCCAGAGAACCAGCCGCAGCCCCCGCCACGCAUCAUCCAGGGGAAGCGCAUCCCUGGAAGUCCUCAGAUGUUGCAGCUCAGUUUGGACGGUCGCAGACUUUAUGUGACAACAUCUCUGUUCAGCGGUUGGGACAAACAGUUUUACCCCGACAUGAUCAGAGAAGGUUCGGUGAUGAUGCAGAUUGAUGUGGACACUGUCAAUGGCGGCCUCUCCCUGAAUGAGGACUUUCUAGUGGAUUUCGGCAAAGAACCUGACGGUCCGGUUCUGGCCCACGAGCUCAGAUAUCCAGGCGGAGACUGUACCUCCGACAUCUGGCUGUGAAUAAGAAGCUUCAGCUGCUGCUUUUUACUUCAUCUCUCCAUUUUCAGCUUUUAUUUCAUCUUCAGGCUCCUUUACAAACACAAAUACAGCAAAUCUGCAAAAUAAAAAUCUGUUUGAAUCAUAAUAUUCAGAACAAAUCAUAAUGAGGUUACAAAAAACUGAACAAAAAGUAAAAACUGUUUCUGUCCAUUUCUGAUUUGAGCUUCAAACAGUAAAGCAACUUUACUUCCAAUUUCACGGCGCAAAAAUAUAUAUGAGAACAAACAACCGAAAUGCAUUUGAAUACACAGUGUGAGAAUAAAAAAUAUUGAAAAACUGUAAUUAUUUUACGAAGAAGAAAUUCUUUUAUGUCUUGUACCAGCUGAUUUUACAUUCCUUUUUUCAAACACUAACAGUAGAAACACAAAUUACAGGAUUUAGAUCUCUGAAUGAGAAUAAAGGGCAUUAACUACAAAUACAUUAAAUAACCUGGAUUUUUUUUUCCUUAUUGUUGCUCUUAAAUGAUUUUUGCUAAAAGUAAAUGUGGAAAAACUUUUUGAAUGUCCUAUAAUAAAAUCAAAGACUGUUGAAUAAUGUUUUAGUGAUCAAAAACAACAGCAGCACUUACAACCUGAUGUGUUAGAAACUCAGAUUUUACAUAUUUGUGGCUGAUGAGCUGCUGAUAAUCGCGGCCUCCACACAGCAGGGGGCGCUGCAGGCAGAAAUCUCUGCUGCUGUUCUCUGCAAGAAACAAACAUGAAACAGAGUUUUCAUUAAAUAAAAUAACAAAUCUUCAGGUGAAUAGACCAGUUGUGGUUUUCAUUAAUCAGAUUCUCAGAAUGAAUUCUCUUGAUCAGUUAAAACCAAUCACGCUGACUGAUUAGCCUAGAUUCAUGCGUUUUAAUGGUUCCAUCCUAGAAAUCACUGGAACUUACUACUGUCUUGAUAUACAUCAUCUUCACAAGUGCAUAUAAACAUUUGUUCAUGUCUGUUAAAUCUGUUGAGUCUUGAUUCACGACAUCAGUUUAUGUUUAGAUACACUUUUUUUGUUGAUUUUGUUUUCUCUCUUCAUAAAAUUGUAAUUUCAUAUUAAAAUGAAAAUUAAAUCUUC
Molecule: messenger RNA, 2822 nt
Organism: Stegastes partitus (bicolor damselfish)
Lineage: Eukaryota; Metazoa; Chordata; Actinopteri; Pomacentridae
Gene: selenbp1
Product: selenium binding protein 1
Exons: 11
Coding region: 290-1732 (480 amino acids)
Molecular function (GO): selenium binding
Source: RefSeq, a predicted model, not a curated record